CCCCAGCCAACCCCAAGAGUCAAGGUUUUACUGGAAUCCUACAAGAUGCCGUGGCAAGAUGUGAAAGUUGUUGUGCUCGGUGACAUGGGAGUUGGCAAAACGUCACUGGUUGAACGGUUUUGUCUUGACAGAUUUAGAGAUUCUUAUAAUUCAACAAUUGGAAUGAAGCCCUAUGAAAAGGUAAUUCACGCUCCUGACAUGGAGUACAAAGUCUACAUAUGGGACACGGCAGGUCAAGAGAGAUACCGCAGCGUCACUUCACAUUUCGUUGUGCGGGCAAUGGGCUGUCUCCUUGUCUUUGAUGUUAUGGACCCUGAGAGCCUAAAUAAUGCUUUGAAUUACUGGUAUGUCAAAGUCAAAGAAUGGGAUCCGGAUCUGCCCAUAGUCCUAGUGGCGAACAAGGUGGAUCGUGUCAAUGACAACAGUUUUUUUUCCACAAAGAGAAGGGCCCUUACGUUCUGCAAGGAGAACAACAUACAUAUGUACGAGACCUCGGCUCGCACAGGAGAUGGUGUGGUAAAUGCAUUCUUGGAUGCUGCCAAUGUGCUGGGGAAUUACCGGCACGACCCGAAGGAUGAGGACCUGUUCAUGCGCUCAAUCAGACUCACCGAAAGCUCCUUUGAGUUAGAAGAGGAUGGCGUUCUCUACCCUGAAAGGCGCAAGAAGAAAGGGUUUUCCUUUAAAUGUUGCUGAUGUCUUUGCAGUAUUUACUCUGCGUUGAACAAGACUGUCAUGUGUUUUCAAUUGUAAACCUUGUUGUUAAGGUUCUGUUUUCGGUUUCUUUUUAUUAUACCAUUGUAAUUUACAGGAAAGAAAAAUGUUACAAACCCAUAUCUGUACUGAUUCAAUCUAUUUUUGGAUGAACUCUGCCUGGCAUGACUGAUUUUUUUAGUGUUUUUCACCUAUACUACAUGGUCAGUGGACAGAGGCCGCAGUUUUAUUUAUGGAAGUUCACGUGACUUUGAGUAUAUUUUUGUAUUUUUGCCCUUGGUAGAACUUUAUUUUUCUUGAAAACUAGACGGCCCAUCAAACAUGCCUUCUUUAUUUCAUAGUGAAGUAGCAUCUGAGGUUGUUUGUUGUAUGAUUAAGAAUAUAAUGGAGCGUUACCUGUCUUUAGUGGGACUUAAAGUAGGAAGGCAGUCAACUGGUAAUGACCGUCUUUGUUUGAUUUAUAUCUUGCAGGAAGAAAUUUGUCUUGGUCGUUAACAGUGUGAAUAAAAUAUAAUCAUAAUUGCUCUGUUGAAUAAUCUGAGAAAUAUGUUGGAAUUUUACAAAGGAAUGGGUUCGUUGUUUGUUGAAGUUGAAAAGUGUUUUUAAAAAAAUAUAUUUAUAAAUAGUGAAAGUAUUUUUGGCUGUCAAGUUGGAAAUUUUUUACUCGGAAACCCGAGAAAGAAGAAACUGGAAACAAAUUAAAUUUUGCCCCUUUUUUAUGAAUUGAUUUUAGCCUAAACCUUUAGUUAUAUUUUGUACUAAAGCAGAAUAUAUAUUAUUAUAGUUUCUAUUCUUUACAUUGCAUUUUGAUCUCUUUUGGUGGAGACAGCGAUACAAAUUCCUAUUUUAGACAUUUGUGGCAUGGUACGGUCGAAUCAGCGGCUCGUAAAUUUUUCAAGUUUAUGGAGUUACAGUUAUAAAUGUAAUAUUAAAGCUUGUUCAUUUGCAUUGCUUUUGAUGUAAAAAAAAACCCAGCAACCCUGAAUAGAAGUCAAGAUUUAGCAUUUGAAGGAGGUAGUGGUUGCGUAAUUCAGAGGUAAAAAUAAAGAGAAAAUGGCCAACAAAGCUUGGUGACUGCCAUAGCUUGAGUGCCCCGUAGAAAUUUCAAAUUUUUAUUUUUUUGUGCGUUUGAGUAACGUUAUUCGGUGAAAGUAAUAUAAAAAUGUGUUUUUAAAUGUACAUUAAAGAUAUGAAGUAAAAAAAAAAAGGGAAUAAAGUGUCAAAUUAGCUACUAGAUACAAAUUGCCCUAUGGGCAGAAAAAAAGUCUGUUUCUUUAUUUUGAUGAGCACUUGAUUUCAACAAGAUGCCACACAUUUGUUAGCUACCAACAUGCCAGAUCCAUAUAAAAUGACUGUAUCUUAACUUCUAAAUUACUAUCGGCCAGAAUUAAGUUCAUAGAUUUUCCUGAGCAGUCAGAAUCAAUUUUGUAUAACUGACAAUUUGGGAUCUAGAUCUACCUUGUUCACUAUGUGAAAAAAUUAACCAUCGGCAACAAUGGGGAAGUGGAUUGUGAGAUUGAGUGCAGAAAAAGCAGGUUUGUUGUAGAGUAAUUUGAUUUACAAUCUAGAUUUGGAAAUUUAUUCGGAUUGUGAUUCCUAAUUGCUCCCUUUAAAGUAAUACCCCUUCAAGUGUCUAAUUCCCAUUUUAAAAAAAGGAAGUAUCAUCAUGUCUAUUUUUAACUUGGUCAGUAAGCGUGGAUUUGGAGGACUGGACAGAAAAGUGUAUUUAAAUAGGGGAGGUGGGAACAACACAGAGCGUGUCGUUCUGGCCUUUAAGUAAGAGUUUUUAAAAAUCUGACCUGUAUAGUGUGCAAUGUUUUGUAACAAUUUUGUAGAAUGAGAAUAUUUUUCUUGAUGGUAUUUGAAAUUGUCUGUAAAGUCAUAAAUUUUUAUUUUUCAGAUUUUUACAGUUUAGUGCUGUAGUGCACAGUACAUGAAUACUCAGUAAUUUACAGAUGUUGCUUUCAAGAAUGGAACUUUGAUAUGAUUUUACAAGUCUGGUUAUAACUUUAUGUACAUUUUUACAAAUGUCUGCUUGCUUUUAUCUGUUUUCAUGAUCUCAGUUAUAAUAUGUAAUGCCUUUCAUUUGAUUUUGAUAUUGUGUUGGAUUUUCUUGUUCACUACUCUCAAGUUUUCUCCACAAGGAAUAUAUUCAUUAAACAUUGAGCAUUAAGUCAGUCUUAUAAAACUUUUA
Aplysia californica (California sea hare) is the source of this 2905-nucleotide messenger RNA. RefSeq names its product rab-like protein 2B. The transcript has 6 exons. Gene Ontology annotation, molecular function: GTPase activity; GTP binding. NCBI's taxonomy places the organism in Eukaryota, Metazoa, Mollusca, Gastropoda, Aplysiida, Aplysiidae. The coding region runs from base 46 to 693 and encodes 215 amino acids. The record is from RefSeq and is a predicted model, not a curated record.